Molecule: messenger RNA, 1272 nt
Organism: Oryzias melastigma (Indian medaka)
Lineage: Eukaryota; Metazoa; Chordata; Actinopteri; Beloniformes; Adrianichthyidae
Gene: myf6
Product: myogenic factor 6
Exons: 3
Coding region: 133-849 (238 amino acids)
Biological process (GO): muscle organ development; regulation of transcription by RNA polymerase II; positive regulation of myoblast differentiation
Molecular function (GO): RNA polymerase II cis-regulatory region sequence-specific DNA binding; protein dimerization activity; DNA-binding transcription factor activity, RNA polymerase II-specific
Source: RefSeq, a predicted model, not a curated record
GCUUGUUGCAAUGUGGCAACCCGUGUUGGAUAGAGUUUCACAUUCUAUAUAUAAGCCUGUUGACUGUGUCCCCGCUGCUCUAUUUAAAUGCCAGAGUUCCUCUGUCUCAAACAGUGAGAGGGGUGCAACAAUAUGAUGGACCUUUUUGAGACCAGCUCUUAUCUCUUCGGCGACCUGCGGUAUUUGGAGGAGGCCGACCACGGACCCUUGCAGCACUUGGACAUAGCGGGAGUGUCUCCUCUGUACAACAGCAACGACAGCCCGUUGUCUCCGGGCCAGGACAACGUUCCGUCGGAGACCGGUGGGGAGAGCAGCGGAGAGGAGCAUGUGCUCGCGCCUCCGGGCCUCCAGGCGCACUGCGAGGGCCAGUGCCUCAUGUGGGCCUGCAAGAUCUGCAAGAAGAAGUCGGCACCCACGGAUAGACGCAAGGCCGCCACGCUCAGGGAGAGGAGGAGGCUCAAGAAGAUCAACGAGGCCUUCGACGCCCUGAAGAGGAAGACCGUGGCCAAUCCCAACCAGAGACUACCCAAAGUGGAGAUUCUACGCAGCGCCAUCAGCUACAUAGAGAGGCUACAAGAUCUGCUGCAAACCCUGGACGAGCAGGAGAAAGGGGGAAGCGGUUCUUCGUUCAGCACCAAAGAACACAACGUAGCAAAUGAUGAGUACAACUGGAAGACAUCCUCUGAAAUCCUGCCAACCUCUGCUGAUCAUUCCAAUGCAUCGAUGAGCCAGAGUGAAGGAACCAGCGAGUCGUCCGCAUCCUCCAGCCUCCUGCGUCUGUCCUCCAUCGUGGACAGCAUCACAAACGGCGAGAAAAUCCACUUCCCAGCUGGAGGCUCAGAAAACUGACGGCCUUAGAAAUAAUUCUCUUUUUUUCUAAUCUGUACAUAUUUUUUGCUAAAAUCUAUUUAUAUGAUGUUUUGAAGCCAGAAGAAUCUUGAAGGAACUCGUCGUGUGUUUGUACAUAUGGCUGACCAACAGAAUAAAGAAUGUGAUUUUGAUUUUACGCUUUUUGAAUGAUGUCACUUAUUUUUCUACUGUUUCAAAGGUGAUAAAAUCAAAAUGUGAAGCUCUUUGUUUGAGGUCUGACUCAUAAGUAACUCGAGUCUCCUCCGUGCGACUCCUCCCCUCCUGCCCCGAUCACAUGUUGGGGAUGGAAAGUUGCAGGCUUGGUGUUAAGCCCAGUGGGAUAUUGGAGUUAUUUGAGCCAUUAAACCUCGAUUCUUGCUGCUUGUGCUUUCAUGGCAUGACGUAAGACGAUGUAGAUACCAG